Molecule: messenger RNA, 651 nt
Organism: Procambarus clarkii (red swamp crayfish)
Lineage: Eukaryota; Metazoa; Arthropoda; Malacostraca; Decapoda; Cambaridae
Source: RefSeq, a predicted model, not a curated record
AUGCGUCGCCAGAAAGUGUAUCCCGACCAUAAUGCGUCGCUACCAAAUACGUCGUCACCACGAAAUGCGUCGCUACCAAAUACGUCCCCACGAAAUGCGUCGCUACCAAAUACGUCCCCACGAAAUGCGUCGCUACCAAAUACGUCCCCACGAAAUGCGUCGCUACCAAAUACGUCACCUCCAAAUGCGUCGCUACCAAAUACGUCACCACCAAAUACGUCACCACCAAAUGCGUCACCACCAAAUACGUCACCUCCAAAUGCGUCGCUACCAAAUACGUCACCUCCAAAUGCGUCGCUACCAAAUACGUCACCACCAAAUGCGUCGCUACCAAAUACGUCACCUCCAAAUGCGUCGCUACCAAAUACGUCACCUCCAAAUGCGUCGCUACCAAAUACGUCACCUCCAAAUGCGUCGCUACCAAAUACGUCACCACCAAAUGCGUCGCUACCAAAUGCGUCGCUACCAAAUACGUCACCACCAAAUGCGUCGCUUCCAAAUACGUCACCACCAAAUGCGUCGCCACCAAAUACGUCGCGAGCGCACCCGAGGAUAUUAAAUGCGACGUCAGUAAUUAGGCGAGAGCGGUUGGGCACUACCAAUGGCACGACACUACCUUUCAGUCUUCAUCAAAGCGACGUCAAUCUUUGA